This is a messenger RNA of Vanessa atalanta (red admiral), 3189 nucleotides long. RefSeq names its product histone deacetylase 7 (gene HDAC4). The transcript has 15 exons. Bases 340 to 3039 code for a protein of 899 amino acids. Gene Ontology annotation, molecular function: histone deacetylase activity. The record is from RefSeq and is a predicted model, not a curated record. Lineage: Eukaryota; Metazoa; Arthropoda; Insecta; Lepidoptera; Nymphalidae. Gene Ontology annotation, cellular component: histone deacetylase complex. Gene Ontology annotation, biological process: chromatin organization; negative regulation of transcription by RNA polymerase II.
CACGGCCAGCGGAUGACAGAAGCCGGCAGCGCUGCGCGUGCGCGGUAGGCGCGUGAAUGAGGAGCAUGGUUCGCCUCGACCGCAUCGCCCGCGCCGCUCUCCGUGCGGCCGACUCAGUGUCCGCUUGCGAUCCGAGCCAGCUUGUCGUGUUCGGUGUUUCUGUCACGUCAGUUUUUGCCGUCGCCGCUCGUCGCUAGCGGCCGUUCUACUGCCGACAUAAGAUGCUUGCGUUCAGCGCAGUGGAUACCGUUUGUGAUACAGUUUUUCAAAGUGUUUAAAGUGGAUUCCGGACUAUACCAGGCCGUGGAGCACGCGCAGCGGCUCGAGCGCUCCCAGGCCAUGUAUGUCAUAAAUUUAGAGAUGGCGCACGAGAGUGCUAGCGGUGCGGAGGGCUCCCCCCACCACACGCCGUCGCCUCCCCACGUGCCACGCCUCCCCGCCGACACCAGCUUCCAUCACCAGAUCAUGCAGAAUCAGAGCCCGAGAAAGAAAGACCUCCAUAUAGCGGAGAGAGCGAAACAAACGUUAGAAAAUAAUUUCCUGUUGCAAUUGAAGAAACAGCAACAGCUCCAGCAGGAGAUCUUGUUGCAGCAUUUCCAGCAACAACAACAACAGUUAGCCGAGCAACACGAACAGCAAAUCAGGCACCAUGUAAAGUUAUGGGAGCAACAGAAAGCAAUGGAGGAGGCGGCGCUGCGGGAGGCGCGCGAGGCCCGCGAGGCGAGAGAGGCGCGCGAGCGGCACGAGCGCGACCGCGUCGAGCUGCUGCGGAAGAAGGAUAAGCACGAGCACAGUGCCAACGCGUCCACUCAAGUCAAACAGAAGUUGCAGGAGUUUCUAAAGAAAAAACAGGCCGCAGCAAAUGCUAAUGGAACAAUACCUCCAUCUUCACCGUAUAGAAAUUGGGGUAUCGUAAAAUCGUCAUCGGGAGAAUCAAUAACUUCCACGGGGGCUACCGCCACCGCUCACCCUUACAGACUCGCAGCGCCCUUGCCCCUGACGCUCAACGCUGCUCCCCCUCAACCCUCGCCCGCAGACUUUCCAUUGAGGAAAACCGCGUCGGAGCCCAACAUGCUGAAGGUGCGGCUUAAGGCGCGCGUCAUAGAGCGCCGCGCCUCGCCGCUCGCGCGGCGCCCGCUCAAGACGCGCAUCAAGCACCGCAAUUGCGAGGGCUCGUCCCCCCGCGGCUCCCCGCCGGGCGCGGUGGCGGCUCCCAUCCGCGAGGAGGAGGAGGGCUCGCGCGCACCCGAGCUCCUGUUCUCGUCGCCCUCGCUACCCAACAUCUCGCUGGGCCGCCCGCACGCCCUCGCCGCGCCGCGACACGCGCCCGCGCCGCCCGUCACCGUGGCGCUCCCGCCCGUGUCCGAGGCGGAGGCCUACUGCGGCGCGGCCGCUCUGGGCGCCCGGCUCAGCAAGCGCCCGCUCGGCCGCACGCACUCGGCGCCGCUGCCGCUCGGCGAUCCCGCCCUGCAGCCGCCCUCGGCGCACCACUACCUACGCGACCAGAUUCGCAAGACCGUGCUGACGCGCGCGCACGACGCCGCGACGGCGCAGCUGCGCGAGGAGGAGGGAGAAGUGAUCGAUCUGACGGCUCGACGAGCCGCACCCGAGAGCUCGUCGAGCGCGGGUCCGGCGACGGAGCCCCCGGGCGCCGCGCCGCUGGCCCGCGCGCUCAGCUCGCCGCUGGUCGGCGCGCGCGCGCCCGCCACGGGCCUCGCCUACGACGCGCUCAUGCUCAAACAUGGGUGCGCGUGCGGCGCCCACGCGCCCACGCACCCCGAGCACGGCGGGCGGCUGCAGUCGGUGUGGGCGCGCCUGUACGAGACGGGGCUGGCGGCGCGCACGGAGCGCACGCGCGCGCGCAAGGCCACGCUGGAGGAGCUGCAGGCCGUGCACACGGAGGCGCACGUGGCGGCGUGGGCGGGGCGCGCGGGCGCGGCGGGCGGCAAGGCGGGCGCCGUGCCGCUCGUGCGCCUGGCGUGCGGCGGGCUGGGCGUGGACGCCGACACGGCCUUCAGCGACACGCACACGCCGCCCGCCGCGCGCCUGGCGGCCGGCGCGCUGCUGGACCUGGCCGUGCGCACGGCGCGCAACGAGCUGCGCAACGGUUUCGCGAUAGUGCGGCCGCCGGGCCACCACGCGGAGCCGAACCAGGCGAUGGGUUUCUGCUUCUUCAACAACGUGGCCAUCGCCGCGCGCAUCCUCCACACGCGCCUCGGCCUGCAGAGGAUACUCAUCGUGGACUGGGACGUGCACCACGGUAACGGCACGCAGCAGAUAUUCUACGAGGACCCGCACGUGCUGUAUAUCAGCCUGCAUCGCCACGACGACGGCAACUUCUUCCCGGGCACGGGGGCCGCCAGCGAGUGCGGCGCGGGCGCCGGGCUCGGUUACACCGUCAACAUCGCCUGGCCCGGACACCCACCGCUGGCCGACGCCGAGUACCUCGCCGCCUUCCGCUCCAUCGUCAUGCCCAUCGCCAAGGAGUACGACCCGGAAAUCGUUCUCGUGUCGUGCGGGUUCGACGCCGCCGGCGGACACCCUGCGCCCAUGGGUGGCUACAACGUAUCCGCCGCCUGCUUCGCGCACAUGACGCGCGACCUGAUGAGCCUCGCCAACGGAAAGGUGGUGCUGUCGCUGGAGGGCGGCUACGACCUGGCGGCCAUGUGCGACUGCGCGCAGGAGUGCGUGCGCGCGCUGCUGGGCGACCGGCUGGCCGCGCCGCCGCUGAGCGAGCUGGCGCGCACGCCGGCGCCGCACGCGCAGCGCGCGCUGCGGGCCGCCGCCGCCGCGCAGGCGCCGCACUGGCCGCAGGUCAAGCGCUACGGCGCGCUGGCCGGCGCGUCGGCGCUGGAGGCGGGCGCGGCGCGCGCGGGCCGCCUGCAGAGCGAGCGCGACGCCGCCGACACCGCGGCCGCCAUGGCCACGCUGUCCGUGCACCCGCCGCUGCCGCCGCAGACGCGGCCGCUGGCGCUCAGCCGCUCGGGCAGCUCGCGCUCGGUGUCGGAGGAGCCGAUGGAGCAGGACGAGGGCAAGUGAGCGCCCGGGGAGUCUCCGCCGCACAUUCCGCGCCCUCGUCGAGGCCCGGGGGGGCCGAGCUCCGCCGCGAGAGGGGAGGCCGCCUCGCUGACGUGUUAUAUGUAUAUUACAUAGAGAUCGUCCGUUCGAUGUGAUUCAUAAUGAAUCGGU